GUCUCUUGGAAUGGGCAUGAAAUUCCGAUUGAUUCCAAUAUGGCAACCGUAGCAGAAUACGAGUCCGUGUCUUGAGAAUGUUUUGAGUUCCUUAUUCCGUUAUCCAGUCGUGACGAGUCCUCAACGAUUCGCUUCUAGGCGUGUCUGGUGCAGAGUACCAGCCACGAAGUUUGUGGCGCAUAACGGCACACGCAGACUAGUAGACUAGAGUUGGCUCUUACAUAUUUAAAGAGGAUUCGAGAUCCAGUGAGGUGAACUCCUGGAGCGUCGGCGGCGGCUUCAACGAUGGGUAAACAGAACAGCAAACUCAAGCCGGAAGUGCUGGAAGAUCUCAAACAGAACACCGAGUUUUCAGAUGCGGAGAUACAAGAAUGGUACAAAGGCUUCCUCAAGGAUUGUCCGAGUGGACAUCUGAGCGUGGAAGAAUUCAAGAAAAUAUAUGGAAAUUUUUUCCCCUAUGGUGAUGCGUCAAAGUUUGCAGAACAUGUCUUUAGGACAUUCGACGCGAACGGCGAUGGAACCAUCGACUUCCGGGAGUUUCUCUGCGCCCUCAGCGUCACAUCCCGGGGUAAAUUGGAACAGAAGCUAAAGUGGGCCUUCAGCAUGUACGACCUCGACGGUAACGGUUACAUUUCGCGGCAGGAGAUGCUUGAAAUCGUCACGGCUAUCUACAAAAUGGUUGGCACCGUGAUGAAAAUGCCUGAAGACGAAUCGACGCCAGAGAAAAGGACGGAUAAGAUCUUCCGGCAAAUGGACAAGAACAAGGACGGCAAGUUGUCUUUGGAGGAGUUUAUUGAAGGCGCAAAGAGCGACCCGUCUAUAGUGCGACUGUUGCAGUGCGAUCCUAGUGCACAAGCUCAGUGAGACCCUGGGCAACCGAAUUCUAUGCUGUGAGCGAUUUCAAAUCGGCAUCCAAUUCAACGACGCGAGGCAUGAUCCACAAAAUUCCAGAGGCUGCAGAGGAAUCUCAUGAGCCCUAGAGUAGUCAUCCAGUGCCACAACGAUCAAAAUAGAGCUAAUUCCUCAAAAGACGUUGUUGAUCCCUUUUCGGUUUUCAUCUCAAUACCAGAACACCACAAUUUAUUUAUUUUCAUCGAGCUUAACAUCCUCCCCAUUAUUUAUUCUGAUCUUCACGCUUACAAGGAGAUGUAGCAAGAUGUGCGUCGCCGGCGACGCACAUCUCACGAAAAUCUCCUUGAAUUUCACCUCGUUAGAUAGGCCUGGCUUAGAUAAUCAUUAGCCAGAGUUCAAGUUCGUUAAGCUCGUCAAGUUUCAUCAACAACGUCCUUGAGAUUAUAGUUUAAGUAUUCACAGGAUACAAACCUAGCAAAGACUGCCAGGUCUCGAUUAACAAUUCUGAAUUUUCCAAUUUGUUUGAUCGAAACCUGGAUCGCGGGAGAUUCUUCUGCAACCUUUCUGGCUUCGUGGAAAUGGAAAAAAUCAUAAAUAAGGUAUCGUUGUGCCGGAAACCGAAUACGGUAUCCAGGACCUUGCGCAGACCGCAAGCUAUUCGUUGAGACUGUUCCAGUCGCUCCGUCUUGUUUUCAAGAAAAACUCAGUGAACUUCAAAAAUUCUUUUCGGACCGACCCAAUUCUGCGUAAGGCGAUUUCCUCUUAAGUAUGAAAAUAAAGUAUCAAUUUUGAGUUUGCAACCUAAGGUAGUCGCGCCUGACAUUCUAAUUGUUAAUUUGAAUUAGCGCCUCGUGGGCGUUUUCGUCUGCUUCUAACACCGUUUUUUUAUUAAUAGUCUGUGAUACAUUUACAACGAUGUUAAAUUUAGUUCUGUGUCGCAAACUCGCGUACUUUGUAUCGAACUUUACAUUGUUUCUGCGCGCAACACGCGACUACUUGGGUUCAUUUUUUACGAUUCGUGUAGAAUCCAGAAUCAUGAUCACGCGAGAAAAAUAAGUGAUUGAGGAAUUAUUUCGGAGAACAGUUUUACUGGCUUCCUUCAACAAUUUACGUUCUUAAUUGGUUACAAAUCCAGAGGUUUAGAGAAAGACAAGGAAUUUAAAGGAUCUUUUUAAAUGCAGAUAGUUUUUUAAUUUUCAAUUUAAUUUAAACUUGAAAUAUGUAGCCGAAAAGUCCGGGCUCGAUUCCUGUCGCCGGGAUUUUUUUUUUAUUGCAAUUGACUAAUAAAUUUAUUUAAAUUAAGCAAAAUAUUCACUUUAACCGUUCUUUUUUCGACAUAGAAAAUAUAUUUUCUAUGUUUUUCCCAUUUUCCUGAAAACUGAACUUUUGACCGAUUUGAAAUAAACAUGGAAUUUCUCUCUCCAGGAACUUAAAAAAAUGGGGGGAGUCUUGCCCUCUGAAGUGAAAAAAAAUUCCAGUAGCUGGAAUUGAGACCGGAUAUUCUAGUUACAAACCCGAAGCGCUAUCACCUAAUCUAACAGUAAAAUUUUCAAUCCGAGAUCCUUUAAAUAUUUUUUUUAGGUCACUCUCUGCCUUACAAUUUAAGGACUUUUUGAAGAUUUUUUCCUCCAAUCUCUGAUUCUUUAUCGCGUGAGUAUUAAACUAAAAGAAAAAAUUUCGAACCUGCCUCGAUCGAAUGAAUGAUUUAUUUUUUAUUCUCGAUCCGGGCGAGUUUCGACCUCGCUUUAUGCAGAUCGUGGUCCUUCUUUUUUUAAAGGUGUCUCGAAAGCUCCGCAUAUUCGAAGGCCAGUAAAAAGACUCGAACUUUAUUUAGUCGCUUCAAGAAUCUCGGAAAACAUGUAUGAAUAUGUCUUUAAUCAAACCUAUUUUUAGUGAAACUGUACGCUUUCGGAAUUCACCGAGCUCUUAUCGAUGAUGCGAGAGCAAAUCUGAAAUUAAAAUCACAAAGUAAACUUUCUUUCCAUAACGCCAAGGUUCCUUAGGGUACAGGAUAUAAAAAAAGAAAGAGAAUUUUUACAACUGACAUCGCGGAUUUCUGAUCGUCUUUAAGAAACGAUUUUAUAGUCUAGGCGGCUAGUUUAGAUUUUCUAGCGGAAUAUUGCAGAGGAAUCGACUUUUUUCUUUUAUGCGAAGUAACUUUAGCUUUGUUUGUUUAUUUUGUCAAUUUUCUUGUUUGAACCCUUUAGUUUAAAUGGUUUUUUUAGAGUGUGUUUUUUUUAGACAUUUUAUGCGACCUUUGAAACAAUUUAUAACGUGUGCAUGAUUCUGCCAAGUAAUCAAUACACACUUGACAGGAGCGUAGUUAGUAAGUUUUUGUUUUACAGGCCCUUUUAAAGCUUCGGUUAAAAAUUUUGAUUAUACCAAAAUUUUCUUUGCUGGUAAUUGAGAUUUGAAUAUUGAAAAAGUCAAAGUAAAUAAUUCUGACUCGCAUCACCGAAAUGGAAAAAGUUCCUCGAUCUAGAGCAGGCCUGUCCAGCGAGGAGAAAUUUACUCAAAGUCUAGAUGCUGCAUUUCGACCACCAAUUCUCUUAGAAAAGUGAUCUUCGAAAAUUUAUUUGAUCUACAAACUAAUUCAGUGCCUUUACUUUUGAUGUCUUGUAACUCUUGGUCAAACUUUAAUUUUUUUCCUGUCCCAAAGUAAUUUUAGGGGGCGAAAUUUAAACUUUAAAACAUAAUACUAUAAUAUGUGGCGGCCUUGCGGACUUAACCUAAAAAAUCAUUCAUGUAUACAGUGGUAUCCGACAAGGAGCAUUUGAGACACUUUUCGGACCCAUUCUAUGGAGCAACGAUUUUUUAGGGCAAUUCUUCAGGACCGCCUCCUAUUAUAUUCUGUUUUAAAUAUUAAGAUUCGCGCUUUAAAACUACCUCAGGCUAGAAAAAAUUCAAGUUUGACCAUUAAAACACAAUAUAAUAGAUAGCGGUUCUGCGGGAAAAACCUCAAAAACUAUUGGUCGAUAAAAUGGCGCCCGAAAAGUCUCUCAAAUGCAACUUGUUGGCCGUCAUUAUAUUUAUUAAUGAUUUUUUUAGGGAAAGUCCGCAAGAAAACCGCCUAUUAUAUUGUGUUUUAAUGGUCAAACUUGAGUUUUUUUCGCUGUAAGUAAUUUUUAAAAGGCGAACUUUACGAUUUAAAUCUAAAUAUAAUAGGUGGUGAUCCUGCGGACUUACACUAAAAAAUAAAUUGUCUAUACAAUGGCUUACGAAAAGUGUCUCAAUUGAUCCUCGUCGGACGAAAUUGUAUUUACUAAUGAUUUGCCAGCUUAAGUCUGCAGGACUGCCACCUAUUAUAUUGCCAUUUAAAGUUUAUAUUUUGCCCUUAGAAACUACCUUAGAACGAGAAAAAACUAAACUUUACCAAUUAAAGCAAAAUAUAACAGGUGGCGGUCCUGCGGACUUAACCUUAAAAUUCAUUUAUGAAUACAAUGGCGACCGACAAGGAGCAUUUGAGACACUUUUCGGACGCCAUUGUAUCGACCAAUGGCUUGUAAGGUUAAGUCCGCAGGACCGCCAUUUAAUAUGUUGUGUUUAAAUGUUCAAAUUAAGUAACUCGCUUAGGGCGAAAAAAUUAUAAGUUUGGCCAAUAUAUCAAAAUAUCCUUUCGACUCAAAUUUCUGAAAUUUCUCCUCGCUGGACAGGCCUGAUCUGGAUGAUUUUUAAGGUCGAAUUCAUAAGUACAAAGAAGCGAAGAACUGACCCUCGGUAUUUCGGUGGCUUUGACACAGAGGUGCAAGCUUCGUUCGUGGCAAUCGGUGGCUCGCGAUUCGUGCGAUUUUAGAGAUUUAUAUUUUCGCGAAUAGAUGUGUAGAAUUCUGCGUGCGUGUGAAUGAAAAUUAGAACAUGAAUAUGGGAAUGAAACUGAAUCUGAACAAGUGAGAUCGCCAAGUGUGCGUGUAGCGAAUUUGAACCGUGGCGCGUAUUCGUCUCGCGGAAUUAUCAUAAAAGAGUAAAAAUAGGUGCGUCAUUGUAACUCGAAUAGGUCCGGAUGUUGACUGCAAAGGAAAUGAGCCUCUGCGGCGAAUCAUUGAUAUUGGUUACAAAUUUAUUAAAUCGACUCUAGAGAUGAUUUAGCGAGAACCUAGAUUUUUAUUUGCGUUUGCGUGUGAUAACAGAGUGGAUUUAUCCUUAUUUCCAAGUAAUAAAACAAAAGGUUCCUUUCUUUCUUCCUCUCCUCCGGGAAAAAGAAAGUAGCGUCUGACGUUUUAAUUUUACAAGGGGAACCUGCAGCAUUCGGAAUUUUUUAAAUUAUGCAUACUUCUUCCAAUAAUUCUAGUUAAAAAUGACUUUUAAAAAAGCCACACACGAUACAUGGAACGAGAUUGGUAAGUUUUUUAAACUCCCGAUUAGAUCAGGCGGCAACGCUCUGAGUUUUUAGCAGAAAAAUUUGAACUUGAUUCCUCCUGCCUGCAUUUAUUGUCAAUUUAAAAAAAUUGUAAAUGACUAAUGAAAUGAUUCAAGUCGAGCCAAAAAGAGACUUUCGAGUCUCGGUUGGAUCAGGCGGCAACGCUUUGAGUUUUCAACCGGAAAAUCUGGACUCGAUUCCUCGUACCUGCAUAUUUUGGCAAUUUCAAAAAAAUGGUAAAUGACUAUUCAAAUCAUUUAAAUCAAGCCAAAAAGAAUAUUACGAGCCUCGGUUAGAUCAGGCGCUAGCUAUUUGAUCUUGAAUUUGUUGUCUAUUUUUUUAUUGCAAUUAAUAAACUUAUUUAUUUAAAUAGAACCAAAAUAUUGAUUUUUAUCCAUUUUUUCUAUGAAAAAUUGGG
Belonocnema kinseyi is the source of this 5627-nucleotide messenger RNA. RefSeq names its product neurocalcin homolog (gene Nca). Gene Ontology annotation, molecular function: calcium ion binding. The record is from RefSeq and is a predicted model, not a curated record. The coding region runs from base 286 to 864 and encodes 192 amino acids. Lineage: Eukaryota; Metazoa; Arthropoda; Insecta; Hymenoptera; Cynipidae. The transcript is spliced from 5 exons.